AUGGGGGACUACGUCCCAGUCGUCGUUGCCGUCCUGGUCAGCAUCGACACGGUUUGGACGAGACCAACGAUAUCAACCAAGCCCAGGACACUUCGAUUAACGCUGAACCCUGGUCUCAGUCUCUCCCUAUUAAGCGCUCGCUGCGGACGGUCGAUACGACUGAUGCUGAGGCUGCAGAAAGAGGAAUCAUCCCGUCUAGCGUUUACUCCGCUCUCAGCAAGGCUGCAAACUCAAGAAACUCUCAAACAACAUGCAGAUCAAGGCUUAGCAAAGGACCCCAAGGCCGUGUACAAGGAAGCCGUCUGA
Molecule: messenger RNA, 306 nt
Organism: Phytophthora sojae
Lineage: Eukaryota; Oomycota; Peronosporomycetes; Peronosporales; Peronosporaceae
Exons: 1
Coding region: 1-306 (101 amino acids)
Source: RefSeq, a predicted model, not a curated record